AUGAUAAGACAGGUGAGGAAAUUCCACAUAUGGUAUAGUGAGGCGUGGUUACGCCUUUAUAGCCGUGCUCAGAGCCAGGAGCUCAGGCACAAACAGGCCACGCACCAACAGACACGACCGAUGGCUGGAGAGGUGGAGCGUAACCGGGCGGUGGUGGUGUCCGUGUCCAGGUUUUAUCCCGGGGGGGAUCUGCGGGACAGACCCGGAGCCAAGAGGGACGCCAAGAGGCUCCACCGGACCCUCAGCAAGCUGGGCUUCAAGGUGGAGCUGCACAGCGACCUGAGCAGCGAGGAGAUAUACAAGCUGUUUGUGGAAGAGAGCAGGCGGCCCGUCAAGGACUGUUUCCUGGCCGUCCUGUCCUCUCACGGGGAGGAGGACCGUGUGUUCGGAGCUGAUGGGAAACCCGUCCGACUGUCUCGGAUCUUCGGAUAUUUUGACACUGAGUGCAUGGAGAAAAAGGCCAAACUGUUCCUCGUACAGGCAUGCCGGGGAGGGGCUCUGGAUGAUGGGGUGGAGGUGGACUCAGCUGGUGAUCCCACAGAGUUCAGCUUCUCACAGCAUCUCUCUGUUCCUGUAGAUGCUGCUGUGAUGUAUGCCACCCCACCAGGUUACGGAGCUAUCAUGGGCUACGGAGGAUCCGUCUUCCUGCAGACUUUCUGCACUUUAUUGGAGGAUGGAGGCCAUCGGAACCUGGAGCUGACUCGCCUGAUGACCCGUGUCUCCCACAGAGUGGCUUACACCUUCCAGGCCAAAGGUCAGGAGCUGCACGGGAAGAAAGAGAUGCCGUGCUUCCUGACACGACUGACCAGAGAGGUGUUCCCGUUUGCAGAGCCGGAGAAAGACGGGAAGGCCGCAGGAAUCUCGGCCACGUCACUGGGCGGCACUGAGAAACUCCGAACACGGAAGCCUUCCAUCAGUUAG
This is a messenger RNA of Archocentrus centrarchus (flier cichlid), 921 nucleotides long. Its product is annotated as caspase-3-like. Gene Ontology annotation, molecular function: cysteine-type endopeptidase activity. The transcript has 4 exons. The coding region runs from base 1 to 921 and encodes 306 amino acids. Gene Ontology annotation, biological process: proteolysis. The record is from RefSeq and is a predicted model, not a curated record. Lineage: Eukaryota; Metazoa; Chordata; Actinopteri; Cichliformes; Cichlidae.